Bufo bufo (common toad) is the source of this 1528-nucleotide messenger RNA. RefSeq lists its product as uncharacterized. The transcript is spliced from 3 exons. Gene Ontology annotation, cellular component: nucleosome. The record is from RefSeq and is a predicted model, not a curated record. Gene Ontology annotation, molecular function: structural constituent of chromatin; DNA binding; protein heterodimerization activity. The coding region runs from base 1 to 1419 and encodes 472 amino acids. NCBI's taxonomy places the organism in Eukaryota, Metazoa, Chordata, Amphibia, Anura, Bufonidae.
AUGGCCAGAACCAAGCAGACAGCCCGUAAGUCCACCGGCGGGAAAGCUCCCCGCAAGCAGCUGGCCACCAAGGCCGCCAGGAAGAGCGCCCCCGCCACUGGCGGAGUCAAGAAGCCUCACCGCUACCGGCCCGGGACCGUCGCUCUCCGGGAGAUCCGGCGCUACCAGAAGUCCACCGAGCUGCUCAUCCGGAAGCUGCCCUUCCAGCGCCUGGUGAGAGAGAUCGCCCAGGACUUCAAGACCGACCUUCGCUUCCAGAGCUCGGCCGUCAUGGCCCUGCAGGAGGCCAGCGAGGCUUACCUGGUCGGGCUCUUCGAGGACACCAACCUCUGCGCCAUCCACGCCAAGCGGGUCACCAUCAUGCCCAAGGAUAUCCAGCUGGCCCGCAGGAUCCGAGGGGAGAGGGCUUCCGGUCAGAAUCCAGCAGCCGUGGAGGAGCAGUCCGACUCCAUUCCACACAGGGGACGAACCCUCUACAGCAGCAAUGUCUGCCCGUACUCGCAGCAGGUCAGGAGCGGUAAGUGCCCCUGUGUGACGCCUCCUCCACAGCGGAGAUCAGCGGCAUCGCCAGCUCAGUCGUACAGAGCAUGUGGGGGGCUCUUAGAAGAGCCUUUGGUUCCGGGGGGCACAGCAGCAGCAGCAGAGCCGGGCUCACUUGCUCUUGGCCGACUUGGUGCUCUCGGUCUUCUUGGGCAGCAGCACGGCCUGGAUGUUGGGCAGGACGCCUCCCUGGGCGAUGGUGACGCCGCCCAGCAGCUUGUUGAGCUCCUCGUCGUUGCGCACGGCCAGCUGCAGGUGGCGGGGGAUGAUGCGGGUCUUCUUGUUGUCGCGGGCGGCAUUGCCGGCCAGCUCCAGGAUCUCGGCGGUGAGAUACUCGAGCACAGCGGCCAAGUAGACGGGAGCGCCGGCGCCCACCCUCUGGGCGUAGUUGCCCUUGCGGAGGAGCCUGUGCACUCGGCCGACCGGGAACUGGAGCCCUGCCCGGGAGGAGCGGAUCUCUGCAGAGCCAUGGCCAGAACCAAGCAGACAGCCCGUAAGUCCACCGGCGGGAAAGCUCCCCGCAAGCAGCUGGCCACCAAGGCCGCCAGGAAGAGCGCCCCCGCCACUGGCGGAGUCAAGAAGCCUCACCGCUACCGGCCCGGGACCGUCGCUCUCCGGGAGAUCCGGCGCUACCAGAAGUCCACCGAGCUGCUCAUCCGGAAGCUGCCCUUCCAGCGCCUGGUGAGAGAGAUCGCCCAGGACUUCAAGACCGACCUUCGCUUCCAGAGCUCGGCCGUCAUGGCCCUGCAGGAGGCCAGCGAGGCUUACCUGGUCGGGCUCUUCGAGGACACCAACCUCUGCGCCAUCCACGCCAAGCGGGUCACCAUCAUGCCCAAGGAUAUCCAGCUGGCCCGCAGGAUCCGAGGGGAGAGGGCUUAGAUCUGCGCCCCGCACCCAACAAAGGCUCUUCUCAGAGCCACCACCUCCUCCAGAGACGAGCUCCACUCCGCCCUUCAUUCUCCACCUCUGCUCACAGGAGGCGGGUUAA